AUGACCAGGUCCAUCAGAACCUAUCACUUCAUUAAAGCAAAAGAAGUCAGAAAAGACUGGAGUGGCUUUAGACUCCUAUGCAUCAAUCUUGGCUUCUCAAAGAAUUAUGAUUUUUCUCUCUGGCAUCCUGAAAGAAUGACAAAUCUAUUAGCGUUAUAUUUGACAGAGACUAUAUUAGAAGAGGAAAUUAUCCCAAACACCAGCUAUAGGAGAGAUGUUCCUUAUUCAGUAAUUCGGUCAACCAUUCCUACCACUUCAUACACAGGAGAUAACGACUGGUUAAUAGUCAGAAGAAGGGUUAGAGUUGUGAAGAUCUCCAUGCAUCCUAACGUCAGUCAAGGCUGCCAGGGAGGCUGUGCAACGUGUUCAGAUUACAAUGGAUGUUUGUCAUGUAAGCCCAGACUCUUUUUUGUUCUGGAAAGGAUUGGCAUGAAGCAGAUCGGAGUAUGUCUCUCUUCAUGUCCAAGUGGAUAUUAUGGAACUCGAUAUCCAGAUAUAAAUAAGUGUACAAAAUGCAAAGCUGACUGUGAUACCUGUUUCAACAAAAAUUUCUGCACAAAGUGUAAAAGUGGAUUUUACUUACAUCUUGGAAAGUGCCUUGACAAUUGCCCAGAAGGGUUGGAAGCCAACAACCAUACUAUGGAGUGUGUCAGUAUCGUUCACUGUGAGGCCAGUGAAUGGAGUCCUUGGAGUCCAUGCACGAAGAAAGGAAAAACAUGUGGCUUCAAAAGGGGGACUGAAACACGCGUCAGAGAAAUAAUACAGCAUCCUUCAGCAAAGGGUAACCUGUGCCCCCCCACAAAUGAGACAAGAAAGUGUACAGUGCAAAGAAAGAAGUGCCAGAAAGGAGAACGAGGAAAAAAAGGAAGAGAGAGGAAAAGAAAAAAACUUAAUAAAGAAGAAAGUAAAGAAGCAGUACCUGACAACAGAGAUGUAGAAUCCAGCAGAGAAGCCGCAGAACAACGAGAAAACAAAGACAAACAGCAGCAGAAGAAGCGAAAAGUCCAAGAUAAACAACAGAAAUCGGUAUCAGUCAGCACUGUACACUAGAGGGUCCCAUGAGAUUGUUGUAGACUCACGAUGCUGCUAUCUCAACCAGAUGCCCAGGACAGGUGCUCUAGCCGUUAAGAUCACAAAUGGACAACAUAUCAGUUACUGCUCUGUCUAACGACAUUCCAAAUAGUUGCUAUAUUCUUCCUACGAGCAUAGUUAACAACCAAGAGCCAAGAGUUCAAAUAGGGGAUACUUUUAAAUGGUCAUCUUGUGUGCUUCUGUGCAUUUUUAAAAGACAAGAAAUUGUGUAUAUAAUUAUCAAUAGGCUAUAAGAUGUAUCAACGUAAUGAUAACAUCUGGAGAAGACACAUCUCUUUCCUAAAAAAUGUGUUUUCAAGCUAUUGUUUGAAGAAGCAAAAGAUAAUCCUGCAAGUUUAAAGAUUCAGUAUCUCUUCAACACAAAUAAGAGGUCAGAAGAGAGAAGCAUCGAUCAAAAGACUGUGUUGUUUUGUCCAGGAGAGCUAGAGAAUGCUCAGCAUUGGGUCCUGGUAUUUGGAAUCAUAGGAUUGAUCAUCACAGAAAUAACUGUUUUAAGAUUAGUUUUAUUGCCCUCAUCCUGUACUUUUGCAAGAAACAUGGGAGUGCAUACCAGAGUUUAAUAUACCGUAUGGGAUUGAAGACAGGCAAAAUGUGGAAGAAACCAUAGAAUUGGAGAUUACCUUUGUGCUUUAACAAAGCUGUGAAGGGUUGUGAUCGCCUGGAACAGGUCUCCAAUCUAUGUCAGCACUGUGUGGUUCAGCCUCUGUUACCCUUGGAUUAUAUAAGUCUGUAAACAUGCGCCUGUAACUUACUUCCAGAAACAAAAUUAUACUUAUUAGAAGAAAAUUCUGAUUUCUUAGAAAACAAACAAAAAAAUAGAGCAAGGAGAUUAUAACAUGUUUGCAAAGUCAUGCGUUUUCUUUCUCUCUCAAUGAAAGAAAAACAAUUUUAUUAUCUGCUUCAUGAUCCACCUGAAACUAAAAGGGAUACUACUUUCUAACAAGGUGUAUCUAGUAGAGGAGAAAGCCACCACAAUAAAUAUAUUUGUUAAUAGUUUUUAAAGUUUUGUUCACUUUCUUUUGCUGUUUGUUUUAUUGAGCAGUUGAUCAAUUUAGAGACCCAUGAAUUAGGAAGAAGGAUAAUUCUGCUAAAGCAGAGAAGCUGUGUCCUGUGUAAUUCAGAACAUCCUACAUUUCUCUGUGUUUGCUUUUUGAAUCCAUAUUUCUCUGAGCCCAUGGAGAUUAAACAUAUAGGAUAUUAGGAGACAGAUAUUCAGCUUUCUUAUUUUAAUCAAGAAAAUGUUAGUUACAGACACAUGGGCCUACCUAAAUGAUGUCACUGCUCCCUCUUCAUUGCUUGGAAAUAAGCAUCUUUUCUUGUGUAUCAGUUUCCUGCAUCUUCAACAUUUAGCCUUUAUCAUCUCUGUAUUUUCUCAGUCUGUGGAUUUCUUUUGGGAAUUGAAGUCCCCCUAGGGGAAGGCCUCACCGGUGUUUCACAGAAGAUAUAGCUGGCAUCUCUGAGUGUGUAGCACAGAAUUUCAUUACUCCCAUCCCACCUCCCCUCCAACCUUACUGUUGUCAUGGAAGAACACACAACUGUUCUAUCAUGCCUCCCAGACCUCUCAAAAUCCCUCCUUUCUGAAGAAUUUGCAGUUCAUCUGGCUUCUGGCUGCCUCUCUCUCUGGAAACCCUUUCUCUAUUAACCAUAUUGUUCAUGUGAACUGCUUGGCUUAAUUGAUUUUCCACUUCUCUUUUCCUCUUCUAAGACAUAAAAAUUUUAAAUGAUGUA
Carlito syrichta (Philippine tarsier) is the source of this 2820-nucleotide messenger RNA. RefSeq names its product R-spondin 3 (gene RSPO3). The record is from RefSeq and is a predicted model, not a curated record. The transcript is spliced from 5 exons. NCBI's taxonomy places the organism in Eukaryota, Metazoa, Chordata, Mammalia, Primates, Tarsiidae. The coding region runs from base 1 to 1050 and encodes 349 amino acids.